CCGUAGAAGAAGAAUUCGUUUCCUCUUUCCGGGUUUAGCUUGGUUACCUGCAGGUAAACAAACACGCAUGGUGACAUUGAAAGAUGCAAACACCAUUUCAGUUAGUUUCCAUCAAUUCAUGGACGCCACAAGUUAGUGGUUUAUCCUCUAAAACACUUUAUAAACCUCCGGUCUGAGCAGGAAGCCCAGAAUGGCUCUUUCUGGCGUGCGACUGUGCACCAGACACAUCAGCUCCGGGCUCCAAGUCUGCGGUCACGCUGCACUCAGUCAAUCCUCCCGACCCCAGGAGAAAACCAGCAGCAGGGGCCCGGUUUUUCAGUUUGUCGGCCGGCACAAAAAGCCCUCCCACAAAGUGUUUGUGUGGGGCUUCAGCUUCACCGGCGCGCUCGGUGUCCCCAGCUUCGUGGUGCCGGACGGCGGCAGGAAGAAGCCCCGCAAAUACCAGCUGACUCCUUACCGACUGGAGACCGCGGAGCAGAUCUCCUCCGCUGCUUGCGGCUACGGCUUCACUCUCAUCGCCUCGCCGACCAAAGACGUGACCAAGCUGUGGGGCAUGGGCCUGAACGCGGACUCUCAGCUGGGCUUCCAGCGCACGCAGCACAGCCGCCAUCAGAGCUACGACUACGUGUUGGAACCCUCCCCCGUGGCUCUGCCUCUCGUCGAGCCCCUGCAGACCAAAGUGGUUCAGGUUGCGUGCGGCCGCGCUCACUCUCUGAUCCUCACCGACCAGGAGGGAGUUUUCAGUAUGGGCAACAAUGCCUAUGGCCAGUGUGGAAGGCCCAUCGUGGAAGAUGAAGUUUACAGCGGCAGUCACACCAUCCACAAGAUGGAAGGCUUCGACAGCCGGGUCACGCAGGUGGCAUGUGGACAGGAUCACAGCCUCUUCCUCACUGAGACAGGGAAAGUGUUUGCAUGUGGAUGGGGCGCAGAUGGACAGACGGGUCUCGGACACCACGGCGUGAGCCCCCGUCCGGUGGAGGUGGGCGGGGAUCUGUCCGGGGUGGAGGUGCAGCAGAUCAGCACGUAUGGAGACUGCAGUCUGGCCGUGUCCACGGACGGCCGGCUGUACGGGUGGGGCAACUCCGAGUACCUGCAGCUGGCCUCGGUCACUGAGUGCACACAGAUCAACUCUCCCCGACUUCUUCCUCUGGUCGGCUGUGGGAAGGUGGUGCAGGCGGCAUGUGGAGGCACGCAGGUGGCCAUUCUCAACGAGAAAGGACAGGUGUUUGUGUGGGGCUACGGCAUUCUGGGAAAAGGGCCGGAUCUCUCCGAAUCCUCCACCCCGGAGAUGAUCCCCCCCACGCUGUUCGGCCGCUCCGACUUCAACCCCUCGGCCGCCGUUUCCAGCGUUCGGUGUGGACUCAACCAUUUCGCUGCAGUGACCGAUGCAGGCGAGCUCUUUGUGUGGGGGAAGAACAUGAGAGGCUGUUUGGGCAUCGGCAAGAGGGACGACCAGUACUUCCCGUGGAGGGUGACGGUGCCUGGUCAGGUUGUGGACGUAGCGUGUGGUGUUGACCACAUGGUGGCGCUAGUUAAGUCCCUCCUGUGAGCUCCUGUGUUCCUGCAGUGGAUGAAAGGUUUGGAUGUUUCGGCUGCCCCCCCUCCUCCUCCUCCUCGGGGGCCAUGCCGGAGUCUCAGAGCCAGCUGAUCUCCACAGGCGCCCCCCCCCUCCCCCCGCUGACUCCGAGCCGAGGACGGAGCUCACUUCACUGUGUGGCGGUGGAGGUGAAGGUGGGACAAGACAUCAGAGGACACUUCGGUUCAACUGGAGAUGAUCCAUCGAUUCGGAGUCAGGGAAGAGUUCUCCAUUGUCUGAUGUUUUCUUCUCUCUUCUCUCAAAACCGGGAGUUUGUUGGACAAAACGAGACAUUUGAACUGAGCUGAGAUAAUAUUCUUUGUGUGCAUUUUAUCAAUUGAAACAAUGAUCUGAAAAGACGAGCUAACUUUCCAGGACGAGAGAAUAUAUUUCUAUAUAUUUGUGUAGAAAUUGUUUGAUGAAAAUGUCAACGUAUUGUUGCCUAGAGAAUUGUUUUUUUUGUUGCUGCUCUUAACAUUACUUCUGGUUCAAAGUCCCUCCAAGAAUGUUGUGUUUUGUCUCUCAUGAGUUUGUCGUGCUACAAAUGGGCCUUGACUGAAUUUUGCAUCCCUGUGUUGCAUAAUGCCAAUAAACUAUAAGUUAAUAUAAAGAAUCCAUAUUUGAAAUGUAGAGGAUGCUGGUGACCUGUCAAUCACAAGGUAGCCCUGCCCUAAAGCAUCCCCUGAGUCUGAGUUUGACUCUAAAUGACCCACAUUUAACUAAAUAAACACCAUGGUGUUUUGAAGAAGACUUCUAAACUAAAGAUUUAGACCAUAAACUAAUUUUUACAAUGUUUACUGUGGGAAUAAAUCAAGAGAGAAAGUAGUCAUUUAAUACACUUCAGCAUUACGCUGCUUAUAGUAAUGUGUAAUGUUUUAAAUUUACUUAUAACAAGGACCCUUAACAUUAUUACAGUGAUUGUA
Messenger RNA from Pungitius pungitius (ninespine stickleback), 2499 nucleotides. RefSeq names its product RCC1 like (gene rcc1l). Gene Ontology annotation, cellular component: mitochondrial inner membrane. The record is from RefSeq and is a predicted model, not a curated record. Gene Ontology annotation, biological process: positive regulation of mitochondrial translation. Lineage: Eukaryota; Metazoa; Chordata; Actinopteri; Perciformes; Gasterosteidae. The transcript has 12 exons. Gene Ontology annotation, molecular function: guanyl-nucleotide exchange factor activity; rRNA binding. Bases 191 to 1549 code for a protein of 452 amino acids.